UGAUGUCCUCUUUCACUUUACAGGUUACGGCUUUCAAAUCACAGCCUACUUCCUCAAAAGAGGGAUACGACUUCGCUGUAUCAGGGGCACAGAGAAUUCUGAACUCCAUGUAUUCCCCGACAGAUUUGUGGUCUGUGUAAGUCAGCUUGCAUUCAAUCAUGAUGUUUUGGCAAGUCAGAAUGAAGAAUUGACAGAAAGAGCUCUCCAUGGAGUGUCUGAUUAUUUUUCUGAGUGUGCGGAGAGUCCACUUCCUCCGAGUGCAAAGCUCAAGAGAAAUGCUCUGAAAGAAAUUGUGAAAAGAACUAAAACAAAAAGCGGCAUCAUGAGCAAAUCACAGACCAGCAGGGACACUGUGGGAACAUCUAGUGACUCAGUGAUUGCAGAGAUAGCAAAGAGGAGGGAUGAUGGUCAGGCUUCACCCAGUCUCCCAUCAGAAUCCAUGGCCCAAGCAAAGGAUUACAUAAAGGCAGCUGAGAGCCACUGGGGGCUUCCUGUUCAAAAGCUGGAAAAUGUUAAUCAGAGCCAGCCAGAAGACACUGGCAGCCAGCAAAAACCUCAUCCUGGGGAGCGGUUAAAGACAGGGCUUCUAAGCAGGAGCUCUGUCUAUAGCUGUGAGUCAGCAUCACCAGGUCCAAAACAAAGUCCACGAGCAGCCAAAACACAACACAAACGCAGGAACUGCGGCUCUGCGGAAGACUUCGACCACCGCAAGAGAGUUUCUCUUGGAAGUGAUCGAUUAGUCCCAAGAGAAAUAAUGGUGGAAAAAAGCAAAGCUGUCAGGGUUUUGCCAACUUCAGAGUUGUCAGUUCCGGGGUUACUUUUGAAACAAGAUUUGGCAAAAAGCACGUCUAAGGAAGAGUUGCAUGUUUUGGAAAAUCUCUCCUCCAGACAUAUUAUGAAAAAUGACACAGGGCAGGCACAGCAAACUGGCUCAGCCACAAACACAGGAAGAUUAUCUGCAGUUCACAGCAGCCCAACCAAGAAAAGAAGGAAAUACGAAAGAGGCCAUUAACACUAAAGGGAUUGUAAAGUUGUAGCUGAGGGUGUAGUGGCCAAACCUGUGACAAGACAGCCAGGUGUAUAGAUGCUGGGGUUUUAAAGGAAUUGAUUAGAAUGAUUAUUUUAAAUAGAAAGAAUAUAUCAGCUUUAGGGUUCAUUUUCAAAGCCGUCACCUCCAGGGUGGUUGUUCUAACAAUAUUGCUACUUUCUCAUCAUAUUGUAUAACUCUGUUCAGAAAGUGAUUAUAAUGACAAAGACCCUUGUCAGGGAUGAGACCGUUUGAGGCUUGCAUGAAUUGUUUGCCCCUCCUUGUCACAUCACUUUGCAGACCACAUGGGCCACAUAGACGCUGCCAUGGUGCUGCAGUUCAGUUUUAGGGGUUCAUUCGAUCUUCCUGCUCCUCAGCCUGAGUAGGGGGCAGUAAAGGAACAGGCUAGUGGUUCUCAACGUGUGGUCCUGGGACCAGCAUCAUUGUCUGGAAAUGUGUUAGAAAUGCGAUGUUGGGCUCCAUCCCAGACCUGCUGACUGAGAAACUGUGGGUGAUUCUGAAACAUGCUCAAGUUUGAGAACAACUGGACUAAUGGAGACUCCCUACUGUUUAUUUCCUCCAGCCAGGCUACCAUGGCCUCCAGCUCUUCAGCUGGGGCCACGUGUGGACAUGUACACCCUCAUACUCUUCUCAAACUUGUAAACCAUCUGGCUUCAGUGUGAAUCACUAUGUUCUCAGGUUCGACAGUAUGGCAGCCACGGCACCCAGCUGUUAUUUACCCUUACAAUUGCCAGAAAUUUAAGGAUAAUUCAGCCAGCAUUAGGAGAAGACAUGGGAGAGACUUGCUAUUGCUUGUAGCUCAGGUGAGUAGCUUGGCCCCACCUCUAAGACUUUGGUUAGGUUCAUAACCAGUCAGAACCUACAGGGAACUCGGUGGCCAUAGUUUCCAGAUUCUCAUCUGGAAGGCUUCACCGGAAGUUGAAAUUUCAAAACAGAAGCCUUCCAUUUGCAGCAUCACCUGCUAAUGUCUCCAGUGGGCUUGCUGAAAUGUCACAUAGUGAAUCACAGUAUGUUGAUGGACACUUACUACCUACUAAAGAUUUUCUUAACCCAAUUUCAUGCUAAAGUAGGAAAGAAAUCAUAUUCAAAUGCCACCCAUCCAAUAUGUCUUUUUUUCCUGCUCAACACUGGGUGGUCCUUUGAAGCAGCACCUCCCAUAAGUAAUAAAGAAAAUUGAGUAUAUUCCCCAAAGUGUUGAAGUUAGCAGAAAAAUAACCAAGAAAAGGCCCCCCAAAAUACAAGAAUAUGGAAACAGGCCCAGUGUAGGUUUAUGCUAGAGAUGAAUUAGUGAUUUAUCCCACCUCAUUCUGUUCUUCCCUGUAUCUCUUUUCCCCACUUGUAUUAUAGGGUAAGACUCAUUAGGAAGCAGUCAUAUUUCAUAGCACCUUUUUGAGUCAUGAAGUUCAGCCUUGGUCAGCAAGCCUGGCUGUGGAUGUAGAUGCUGUUACUUUGGUGUUCCACACCCUGCCUGGAAACCCAUGCCCUUCCUGUUUCUCAGCCUCAACACCUCCACCAGAAACAUAGCCCUGCCCACUGGUGGCCUUUUAUCUUCCAUGCUAGCUUUUUUGCCUGCUCCCAUUUAAUUCCAGCCAAAGGAAUCCAUAGAAGAAGAGGGAGCCCAGCAAAAUACUAACCUCAGUGGAGCUGAUUCUGCUUAUACAGUAGGGGUAGACUGCACAGAGUGGAAACCUCCUGAGAAUGUGGGAGAAUAUCAGUUUUCCUCCUCUCUUGGAGGGACCAAUAUUCUAGGUGUGCCCUUUACUGAAGACAGGAUCUCUGUGGGUCAUUGAAUCUUCUUCAACAGAAACAGUUAUUAGAACAGUUUAUAAACAGGUUGGGCACAAGUACUAACCCAAGUGAUAGCCAAAUAACAGCUCCCUGGAAGAGUCUAUAAUAAAAAAUGCAGCCGUUCCAGAACACUAGCUGCUGCCUGCUCCCAAACUAGGAGGAGAUACUCAAACUUAAGUCAUCAGAGAAAGUUUCUACUAAGAAGUUUUUGUUUCACUGGUUAGCCUAGGCUUGGUGGUUAAGGCCAAUACUUAUAAUGAUUUUCUUUCAAGAAAAGUCUUGGCUUUAGAGUUUGGUAUAUUUGGGGUAAUAACAAUUACUAUGAUCUAAGAGGAAAAGUAGCACCUUGGGUCGUAGAUUCACGUGGUCCUUCUCACAACCUUCACGUACAAGGGAUUUUAACAGGAUUCAUGGAAGGACUGGCUCGCAGCUCCACAUGAUGGCAUGUGUUUGAGGAAUUUUGCCUUUAAGCGUUUUUCUUGCACACGUCUGAAACACCCCUGGAUCUCUUGUUACUUGAGUGAUCGUGUGAUUCUUUGGAUAUUUGGAUGUACAAAGGAGAAAGUGGCUGCCAGGUUUUUUUUUUAUUUAUUGGAUGGGAUAUGAAGAAUUCUCUACCAUUGAGAAUGGUAUAUGUUUUGAUAUUCUUAGUAAUCAUAAUAAUUUUACAUCUGAAAGUCUGAGACUCUGUCAGUAUUCUUAGUAAAAAAUAAGUUCUUUA
This is a messenger RNA of Galeopterus variegatus (Sunda flying lemur), 3557 nucleotides long. RefSeq names its product SLX4 interacting protein (gene SLX4IP). The transcript is spliced from 4 exons. Lineage: Eukaryota; Metazoa; Chordata; Mammalia; Dermoptera; Cynocephalidae. The record is from RefSeq and is a predicted model, not a curated record. The annotation marks the transcript as partial.